GUGUUCUUCAAAUACGUCGAGUUCAGGAAGCGCUAAGAAUCCCAAGCAGUGGUGAAAGUGAAGCCAUCUAUACCUGGCUUGAAGUAAACUGUCCAAAAAUAAAAGCAAAUUGCACUUCUGUGUUCUUACAUGAGACACAGAUAACUGACAUUUGUUAACGAGCUGCCGUUUGACUAUGGGAGCAAACAACAGCACCCGCCGCGUGUCAUUUGAAUCAGACGAGAACGACAAUAUAACGGUGGUGAAGGGCAUACGGCUUUCUGAAAAUGUCAUUAAGCGCAUGAAGGAACCUGCAGCUCAACAACCUACUACCACUCCAUCACCCCCAGCAGCUCCGGCUUCUCCUCUUCAGCGGCCAGUGCCUCCCCUUUUUGAGCCCAUCACCUCCUUUCCUCCUCCCCCUCCUCCUCUUGUUGAACCUGUUGCACCUCCAGCUCCUCCUCAGUCUGCCACAGAGUCUGUGGCUGCACCUCCACCUCCACCUCCCGUAGAAAAGCCCAAAGUUGAACCAGUGCCCGAGUCCAAACCAGUCCCACCAUCUCCUGCUGCAUCAGUUGCCGAUGAGGAGGCCCUGAGGAAGAAGAUCGCUGAUGAGCUGUAUAAAGACUUGAAGCAAGAGAGGGCCAAGGUAGAGCAAGAGCUGCAAGCCUGGGCAGAGGCAGAGAAGGCCCGGGCAUCAGCACAGGCACAUGCUGAGGCUAAGUCCCAAGUGCACGGUGAAGUGUCCAGGCUCCUGUCUGAACAGCGAGCUGCGGUCCAAGAGAGCCUUCAGCAGGCUUUCAUACGGGAGAGGAUUGCUGCUGAGGAUGAGAAGCUCCGUGCUCACCUAUUAGAGAUUGGAAGGAAGGCCAAGCAGGUGGAGGCCAAGGAAGCAGAUCUAAAGAAGCAGGAUGCUUUUUACAGAGAGCAAGUGGCCCGGCUGGAGGAGAGGAGUUCUCAGUUCUACAAGGUCACCACUGAGAAUUUCCACAAAGCUGCAGACCAAGUGAAUGCCAAAUUCAGGAGGUAUGAGGCGUAUCCUGUGUGUGCAGACCUGCAGGAACAAAUCCUCACAUGCUACAAAGAGAAUGUGGGGAAAACCCUUCACUGCUCCAACAUAGCAGCCCGUUACCUGCAGUGUGUCAACGAUGCCAAACAGAACAAGUUGAAGACUGGGGGAUAAAGAAGAGAGGGCGAGAGAGAAGGAGCAAUGAAGAGUUUAUUGUGGGGGAUUUCUGAUUAUUGAGCGACUGACAGACUAAACCAGAGUGGAGGAAGAGGGGGAUGAGUCAGCACCGAGAAACACACCCUCAAAAACCCAGUGGAGAACCAACCCAGAAAAGAACCAGAUUAGAGGCACCGAGCACAGCACCUUCAGAGAAAAACACCUUUCCCUUCAAUACUUACCUCUUCAGCACCUCUUUUACCCUGUGUCUUUCUCUCCUGUGAGUGUAGCAGAGGAGCAGUGACACUGUCCUACAUUGUGGAGAAACAUCAGGUACCAGCAGGGAUCAGACGGCCUGAGCUUGGCCCUCUGAAAAGGGACAAUGAUUAACCAGCACUGCCUCAACAAAACCAGUCACCUCUGUCCCUUGGACCCUUCUCCACACUCUCCCACUUGGAAAAAUAGAAGUCUAUUUUAUUGAUAAGUCAAAUCUAUUUUGUUGUCCAUAAUUUGUUGUUUCCUUGCUCCUAAUGCAUCAUUGUGUACACAAAUGCACGUGUGUUUCCUGUUUGCAUCCGUUUACUUUGUGUGUUAUUAAUAAUAAAACCAUCUGUGUGUCUGUGUAUCUAGACCAACACUUGUGACAAUGUCUGAGCAGGAAAUAAAAAGACAAAAUAAAGCAGAAGCUGUUGCUGAACUUUUCUCCGUAAA
Molecule: messenger RNA, 1855 nt
Organism: Oreochromis niloticus (Nile tilapia)
Lineage: Eukaryota; Metazoa; Chordata; Actinopteri; Cichliformes; Cichlidae
Gene: chchd3a
Product: coiled-coil-helix-coiled-coil-helix domain containing 3a
Exons: 10
Coding region: 176-1162 (328 amino acids)
Biological process (GO): inner mitochondrial membrane organization
Cellular component (GO): MICOS complex; mitochondrion
Source: RefSeq, a predicted model, not a curated record